Molecule: messenger RNA, 3904 nt
Organism: Anopheles stephensi (Asian malaria mosquito)
Lineage: Eukaryota; Metazoa; Arthropoda; Insecta; Diptera; Culicidae
Gene: lama
Product: putative phospholipase B-like lamina ancestor
Exons: 5
Coding region: 1505-3589 (694 amino acids)
Biological process (GO): phospholipid catabolic process
Cellular component (GO): extracellular region
Molecular function (GO): glycerophospholipase activity
Source: RefSeq, a predicted model, not a curated record
CAGCUUAACUCACUUGUCUGACUAACCUUGCCGUAGCAAGACAUCACAGAGCUCCGCGCCGUAAUCGUGUGUGAGCUGCACAUAAAAACGUGCACUUUUCUUAAGUGAUUUUCCCUAUCGUGAAAGGCCAAGUUCUUCAGCUAGCACACGCAAGAACCGCGUAAUCGAAAAACCCUCCACCUGGCUGUUACAAAUGUAGUCCCACGGGGUGUAUCCGUAGUUUCUAUUGUUACUAUUUUAUGUGUCUUUCCGACCACGGUUCAGUUCGGUGGUUGCUUACAGUGUCCGUGUCUCUGUGUGCGUAUCCGUCGUCUGAGGUUAUCCACGAAAGUUGUUACUACAUCAAGCAGUUCGUCUUGGGUCGUGAAGUAACCCUGCGCUGAAAUCGCAGUAGCCCCAAUUUCGAGGUGCAGCCAGCUUGUGUGUGUGUGUGUGUUUGCAUAACCGUCAUCCAGAAGUGAAGGAAAAUCUCCCACCACUUACCCGGUCGGUGAAGAAAGUCGGAGCGAAAAAUCUUGGAGAAAGUGAUCGAGCCAUCCCGGGGUGUUUCAUCAGUACGGAUUGAUCAGCAUCAGUGCUUGAUCGUGUGUCGUCGGAAAGCCCCCCGAUCACUUUUGGUGCAUUCGACCAAAUAUCUCAACAUAAUUGUGAUCCAGCAGGCCCUCAACGCCAUCGGAAGUUUUACCUGAUCAUCUCAUUCGUUGCCAAAUCGUAGUUGUAGCUGUAUCUCAUUUACACUGGGCUCCACAGUGCACGGCCACAACCCAAGCGCCUCAUUCCAAUGGGUUGACACGUCUACAACCACACGUGAGUUCGUGGCGCCAGCAGAACGAGCAGAAGUUCGAGCAGACGAGAGGAAGCAGCUGCUGUUGGCCGGAGUUGGCAACAACCUACCAUCUCCGGAGCGUUGGUUCCAGCGGUUCCGGUAGCAGAGUGCUUUUCUGCCAACGUCUAUUCAGCGGCCCGUUAGUGGUGCGUUUUCCGUCCGUCGAUCGGUCCUGUUUGUCAAAAUAACACCCGAGGAACAGCAAGGAGCGUAGCAGUUUGUCCAGGAGAAUCCAUUCGAAUCCUUCCCAUCCCCGGACGGACUCACCGAAAGCAAUCCGAACUCCGAGAUCGAUUUCCAAUGAGAGUAGUCCAGUGCGCAAGGUAUCUAACAGCGGCGUCCCACCCGGCAUCCGUCUGCCCGUCCGGUGUACCAUCAGCCCGAGGACUGGGGGAACUGUUCUGCUACAGCUACUACGCCGUCGCCACCAUUCUGCUGCACCUGUUUGCCGUCCUGCCGCGGAUCAUCGCCGACCUCAACUAUCGAGUGCCGAUCGGCUGCUGGCAGCCAUAGAAACGUAACUGCGCACGCACCUAAUUCCUGCUGGAGCGUUCUUCUUUCGGGGGCUCAAAAAACCGGGCGGAAGACCCACAGUACAGGUGAUCGUCACAAGCGAACAUUCCAUUUUGCUUUGCUGUGUAGCUGUGUUAUCCGUAUCGCGUGGAAACGGCUAUCAUCAUGCUGAAGGUUGUCGGAGCAUCCUGGCAGCGAACCCGGAUAGGGUCCUACAUUCUGAUCGGCGCGUUAAUGCUAGCGGUUGCUGCACUCUUCCUGGCCGAUAUGGAGCGUCCAAGCUACAAAGGAACCUACUGUGCCACAACCUACUGGGCACGGAACUCUGGCUAUCGGCUAGAGUUCUGGGGCCAGCGUAAUGAUCUCGAUCUCGUGCCGAAGGGAGCAGUGCGAGCGUGCUUCCGUGACAGCAUUCUGACGAAUGGAUGGUCUCAGCUAGAGCUAGAAUCUCAGUCUUCCUACACGGAUACGGUGCAGGCGUAUGCGGCCGGCAUCAUGGAAGGGGCCCUAACAUGGCACAACAUCUACAUGCAUUGGUCUAACACCAUCGAUGCCGUUUGCUCGAAGGACGUCGAGUCGGAGGAGUUUUGCGAUUGGUUGCGCGGUCUCAUCACCACCAACGUGGACACGGUGAAGAAGAUGGCCGAUAUGAAGGGCAAGCACGACUACUACUGGUACCAGAUAGCCCUGUUCUACGAUCAGCUCGAUGGGCUCGAAAUAGGGUUCCGCAAGGGUGUGAAGCGAUCGCGCAUGGAUUACGAAAUUCCGAAGCAAGAUUUUCUACUCAUGAACGCUGCGGUCGAUAUCCGGGACCUGAAGAUUUACUACACAAACUUUUUGAUGGAAAACAGUGGCCUUAAACCGGAUCCGGCGAAGGGAAUUAUGCUGCUAAAGCUGCUGAAACAACCGAACGGUCUGUCGAAGAUCUUGCUAGGCCACACGUCCGACGGUAGCUACUCGUCGAUGCUUCGGAUGGUGAAGAAGUACACGCUGAGGUAUCACUUCUCGGCGGACGAUGUGCGGCCAGUGGCACCGAAGAAGGAUGUAGAGGUGGAGGAUAACUCCGUCGUUCCUGGAACGAACAUCGUGUUUACCGGGUAUCCGGGCGUGCUGGCGUCGCUCGAUGACUUCUACGUGAUCAAUGGGCGCCGGCAGCACCGGCUAGUGGCUGCUGGGGUGAAGAUGGAAAACGAACACGUAAAUCUGUGGCGUAAGAUUGACCUCGUACGGUCAGUAUCGCUAGCGCCGCGUGUGAUGGCAGCCAACCGUCUCGGACAUAGCGGUCGCUCGUGGGCACGCUACUUCGCCCGCAACCCGUCGACAGGCGUGAAGCAGUGGCUGGUGAUCGAUAUGUCACGCUUCGUGGCUAGUAAUAGCAGCGAUAUCGAUCUGCUGACAGCACAGCUACCACCGUCGGAUGUGGAUGUGGACCGAUCGGACGAGGAGAACGAGAUUCCAACAACGCUGGAUCAGGACCAGCCGCAACGUGUAGUGACCAAACGGAUGGAUGAUUACGUGGACGAUGACUUCAAGGAGCAUACGGCCGGCGCUCGGCAGGUUCGAAUGGUAACGAUUCCAAAAUCGUCGGCCGAACCCGUCGAAGUAGAGGAAGUGCAGCAGGAAGGUGCGUUUGGGCCGGGAAUGUUCUGGGUGGUGGAUCAACUGCCCGGACGGCUACAUGCGGAAGAUAUUACCGAAAAGAUCGUCGCCGAUGGGUACUGGCUAACGAACGGUGUGCCGUACUUUAAGGAAGCACUCGAUAUUGGGCAAGCGAACGCGAACGCUACCACCAACACCUCCGCCACGACCAUGGAAAAGAUUCUGCAAAACAUCACAGAUCUGGAGACGCUGGCCCGAUUCUUCCGGCAGUCCGCGUACCGGGGCGAUCUGGAUCAGGACGAACCGGCCGCCUUUGGUAACAUCGAUCUUAAGCUGUACACCGAAGCGUCGGACGGUACGGUACACUUCCGAGCGUAUUCUGGUCCGCUGUAUGAUCCUGCACGUAGUACCGGCAGCACCACAGGGCAAGCGGCCAAGCGAAGUAUCAUCAAAGCGGAACCACUGCAGCAAGCUUCUUCCGAGGGAGAAACCCCGACGCAACACGAUUCGGGUAGUGCGGCAAGUGCGGGAACCUCCGUAGGCUCUCGUCCAUUUGAUUGGAGCCGAAUUUUACCGUUCGAGGUGCGCCACCAGGGACAUCCGGAUGUUUGGGACUUUGAGCAUAUUACACCGGAGUGGGCGUGGAUAUGAGUGCGCCACAGGACAUCGUGGCCAUUAGUUCAAUUGUUUCCUCUUCUAUACUCCUCCCAUACACAAACACCGAUGUGCAAUAACGUUCUCAGAUCACAAUGUCUUCCAAUGAAAGAUCCCAAUUUUUAAAUGCCUUAAAAAUUUAGGAACAAUGAAUGAUUUUUUAAACAAAUUUAGACAAAUGUUACAUAUAUUGCGCAAAUUUGCCGUUCCUGUUGAUGGCAUUGCGUUAGCUACUACAAAUACACUCACGUUUUAUAAACCAAUUUUAAAACAGAAACAAACACAAUAGAAAAGGAAAAGACGGAAUCACAA